Molecule: messenger RNA, 1456 nt
Organism: Struthio camelus australis
Lineage: Eukaryota; Metazoa; Chordata; Aves; Struthioniformes; Struthionidae
Gene: IFT38
Product: clusterin associated protein 1
Biological process (GO): cilium assembly
Cellular component (GO): intraciliary transport particle B; centrosome; cilium
Source: RefSeq, a predicted model, not a curated record
AGUGCUGCCUUGGCGUAGCGCUGAUUAGUGCAGUCUUUAGCUGAUUUUAUUUGAAAGAUUUCACGGAGAUGAUGAGGGCGCUGGGGUAUCCCCGACUCAUUUCUAUGGAGAAUUUUCGCAGCCCAAACUUCAUGCUAGUUUCAGAGGUGCUUCUCUGGCUAGUGAAAAGGUAUGAACCUCAGACUGAUAUUCCUCCUGAUGUGGAGACAGAGAAGGACCGGGUUUUUUUCAUUAAGGCUGUCGCUCAGUUUAUGGCUACCAAAGCUCACAUCAAGCUCAACACUAAGAAGCUUUACCAGGCAGAUGGCUAUGCAGUGAAGGAACUGUUAAAGAUCACCUCUGUGCUUUACAGUGCCAUGAAUACCAAAGGAAUGGAGCACACAGAAGUGAAUGAGGAAGACAGCAGCAAGUUCAAGUUUGAUCUUGGCUCAAAAGUUGCUGAUCUGAAGGCAGCUAGACAGCUUGCUUCUGAAAUCACCUCCAAAGGAGCAAGUUUGUAUGACUUACUUGGCAAAGAAGUUGAACUAAGGGAAGCAAGAACAGAAUCUAUUGCCAGACCUUUGGAGAUAAAUGAGGCUGAAAAGAUGAUGAAAAUUGCCAUCAACAAUAUUCUGGAACAAGUCCAAAAGACUAAGGACAUGUUGAAUAACGUGGCUUUGGAUGAAGCCAAUUUGGAAGCCAGGAUUGAAAAACGGAAAUUGGAACUGGAAAUAAGCCAGAAGAGACUACAGACCCUACAAAGUGUUCGUCCUGCUUUUAUGGAUGAGUAUGAGAAGAUUGAGGAGGAACUGCAGAAACAAUACAGCAGUUACCUAGAAAAAUUCCAUAAUCUGACCUAUAUGGAGCAGCUCCUAGAUGAUCUUCGUAGAACAGAGCAAGAGAUGUUUGAGGAAGCAGCCAACAGACUCCAUCUUAUGCAGAACAGGCUGAAGGAGGAGGAGCAGCACCUACUUAAGAGUGGAGAUAAUGACGAUUCCGACGUAGAGAUUCAGGAGGAUGAAGGAUCUGAUAGCGAAGGGGAAGAGAGGCAGCUAAUAAAGCAGUGCAAAGCCAUGGAGACUGCAGUGCAAGGAAGAGCUGGCAAACGGAUCGUGGGAACAAUGCAUGGUGGAGACACAGAGGAGGACGAGGACUCGGAGGACAGUGAAAUUGAUUUGGAUGAUGAUGAUGAUGAUGAUGAUGAAGAUGUAGAAGAUGACAGCAUGGAAAUCUCCCCGAGCAAAUCCAAUCGCCGGGCAAGGAAGCCAGAGCUGCUAGAGGAAAGUGAUAAUGACUUCUGACCCUUCAGUAGCAGGACCAGGAGGCAUCUUGAAAUGCAAACUUUGGACAGCAUGCAGGUCAGGACCUAAUAGCCUGCCAUCUGAAAAAUGCUUGCCAGCAUGAAUUCAGGAGUUGGUAAAUAAUGUUCAUUAAACUUGAAAAUUAAACUUGGAUUGCUAAUCUUGUGACUCUCAAA